Molecule: messenger RNA, 1927 nt
Organism: Lolium rigidum
Lineage: Eukaryota; Viridiplantae; Streptophyta; Magnoliopsida; Poales; Poaceae
Product: RING finger and transmembrane domain-containing protein 2-like
Exons: 8
Coding region: 51-1403 (450 amino acids)
Biological process (GO): positive regulation of ERAD pathway
Molecular function (GO): ubiquitin protein ligase activity
Source: RefSeq, a predicted model, not a curated record
CGCUCCGCGUGCGCCGUCGGCCUCGCCUUUCUAGGGCUCCGCCGCCGGUCAUGGAGCCGGCGGGAGGCUCCGCCGAUCGCCGGGGUGCCGGGCCCGGCGCCUCCGCCGGUCCCGCGGCUUCUGGCUUCCGCCGGUACGGCCUCAAUUUCUCCGCCUCCAGCCUGCUCCAGGCCCCGCUCGCCGCGCUCCUCGAGUACUCAGGCGUCGUGCCCGCCGGCCCCGGCCCACAGACGCCGCAGCAGGCGCUCCCUUCCUCCUCCUCCUCUGACGCUGACGGCCUACUUUCCGCCGCCGCGGCCGGGGACGGAGAGGUCUCGAUUCGGAUCCAGGGCGACCCGGACGCGCCGGCCGCCACGGCGGCAGGGGCCCCGCCGCAGGACUCGAUUGAGGCCACCGCCGCCUCCGACGUUGACCCGGCCUCCGUGGCGGGACGGGGAGCCGCUGCCGACGCGGAGGCAAGCGGCGGCGGCAGCGGCAGUGGCGGAGCGACGGGGAAUGGGGCCGGGGACCGCGCGUACCAGCGGUACGACGUGCACCACGUCGCUCGGUGGAUCGAGCAGAUACUGCCGUUCUCGCUGCUCUUGCUCGUCGUCUUCAUACGCCAGCAUCUCCAAGGUUUCUUUGUCACGAUUUGGAUUGCUGCUGUAAUGUUCAAGUCAAAUGAUAUAUUGAAGAAGCAAACAGCUUUGAAGGGUGAGAGAAAAGUUGCUAUGCUGGUUGGAAUCACCGUAAUUUUCGUGAUCCAUGUGUUUGGCAUAUAUUGGUGGUAUAGGAACGAUGAUCUUCUUAGACCUCUGUUCAUGCUUCCUCCAAAAGAUAUACCACCAUUCUGGCAUGCAAUUUUUAUCAUCAUGGUCAAUGAUACAAUGGUCCGCCAGGCAGCAAUGACCGUCAAGUGCAUGCUACUUAUGUACUACAAGAAUAGCAGAGGUCGUAACUACCGUAGGCAGGGACAAAUGCUAACGCUUGUGGAGUACCUUCUGCUUCUGUAUCGAGCUUUAUUACCAACUCCUGUUUGGUACCGGUUCUUUCUGAACAAGGAAUAUGGAAGUCUGUUCUCAUCUUUAACCACUGGUCUUUACCUGACAUUCAAGUUGACGUCCGUAGUUGAGAAGGUUCAAUCAUUCUUAUCUGCAGUGAAGGCAUUGUCGCGUAAAGAUGUGCAUUAUGGGUCUUAUGCGACAUCAGAACAGGCAGUCGCUGCUGGUGACAUGUGUGCCAUUUGCCAGGAGAAGAUGCAUGUUCCUGUUCUCCUUCGCUGUAAACAUAUUUUCUGUGAGGAUUGUGUCUCUGAAUGGUUUGAGCGAGAACGAACUUGCCCCUUGUGUAGAGCACUGGUAAAGCCUGCUGACAUUCGGUCAUUUGGCGAUGGUUCUACAAGUCUGUUCUUCCAGUUGUUUUAGACUCCAAAAUGGAAAACCCUAACUAACAAUCAAUCACAAGCAAUUGGUUAUAAAGAGUCCAAGUAGAAGUCCUUUGUUCUUCAUCAUGCACACCAUCUUCUCCAUAUGUACCGAGGAUAAUGUGAGAAUGUUCCUGAAAAUCAUCUGACCGCAACCAUUCUGUUCAUCCAUAUGUUCAAGCGAUAGUUAGAGAGCUGGUCAGUUCUGACAUCAGCAGAAGUUCCCAAAAGGAGUAGGAGUUACUGGUCCAGAGUAUUGCUGGAGGAAUCUACUUCUGCGGACCCUGAAGGGCUUGACCACAUUCUGCUAUUGGCAUGCUCGAUGUAAAAUUGGUAAUUCUUUUAAAGAAGUGAUGUGUCCCUUGUAUAAUUGGAGCCUGCAAGUUUUGCUUGCCAGCAGGAAUUAUGUUCGGGAAAGUGAUAGGAAUGUAACAUGUAAAGCUGUGAUACAUCAAAAUGUUGAAAACCAUAUAAAUUGUACUCAUUACAAACAGUAAAUAUUACAAAGACCACAAUGUUGACACA